Messenger RNA from Indicator indicator, 852 nucleotides. It is a transcript of the gene HOXB4, whose product is annotated as homeobox B4. The transcript has 3 exons. The record is from RefSeq and is a predicted model, not a curated record. Lineage: Eukaryota; Metazoa; Chordata; Aves; Piciformes; Indicatoridae. Gene Ontology annotation, molecular function: RNA polymerase II cis-regulatory region sequence-specific DNA binding; DNA-binding transcription factor activity, RNA polymerase II-specific. Gene Ontology annotation, cellular component: nucleus. Bases 51 to 791 code for a protein of 246 amino acids. Gene Ontology annotation, biological process: anterior/posterior pattern specification; embryonic skeletal system morphogenesis; regulation of transcription by RNA polymerase II.
ACCCCUCGGGAAUUUUCCCAGGAGAGGAGCCACGUUUUGCCAAGAAAUUAAUGGCCAUGAGCUCGUUUUUGAUCAACUCCAACUAUGUGGACCCCAAGUUCCCACCCUGUGAAGAGUAUUCCCACAGCGAUUACCUUCCCAAUCACUCGCCGGAAUAUUACAGCAGCCAGAGGCGAGAGAACACUUUCCAACAUGAAGCGAUGUACCAGCCACGAUCAGCCUGCAAGGAGCAGCUCUACUCGUCCUGUCAGAGCUCCGGCCACCAAGCAGCGGUGUUAUCCCCCCGGGGUCAUGUCCAUCCUCCGGCCGGACUGCAGAACCACAUCUCUGAACCAAAUCAGCCCUGCGAGCCGGUUACCCCCAGCCCACCACCACCCUCCUGCAGCCAAAACUCUCUGAACCAAAGCCCUUCCAAUUCCUCUUGCAAAGAGCCGGUAGUUUACCCCUGGAUGAAAAAAGUCCAUGUAAGCACGGUAAACCCCAAUUACUCAGGAGGGGAACCGAAACGCUCCCGCACAGCCUACACCAGGCAGCAAGUCCUGGAGCUGGAGAAGGAAUUUCACUAUAACCGUUAUCUCACCCGGAGACGCAGGGUCGAGAUCGCCCAUUCCCUCUGCCUCUCCGAACGCCAGAUCAAAAUCUGGUUCCAGAACCGGAGGAUGAAAUGGAAAAAAGACCACAAGUUACCAAAUACCAAGAUCAGGUCUAAUUCUUCCAGCUCCUCUACCAGCCUGCAGAUCCCACAAGGAGGAUCUCAAACCCGAUCCCAUGGACCAGCCACCAGCCUAUAACUAUUCCUGGGGUGGAUGAAGGGAUGGGAUAGAUGGAUGGAUGGAUGGAUGGAUGGAUGGA